AUGAGAUACCUGAAAUCAUCAUACGUAUCUGCUGUAAGCUGGAAGGAUAGGACGGGAUCUGGUAUUUUGGCUACUAGCGACGAAAGAAGUGUUAAGGAGUAUAUUAAUAACUUAUGUCCACACUUUGAUUUACUAACUGAUAUCUUUGGGCAACGAAAAAAUGUUACCACACCAUUCAUUUACGAAAGUGAGGAUGAUGUUGAAUAUUUAGUUGAACACCUCGAUCCAAAUUUAGAUGAACAAUUUGUGGAAGUGGAGCCGGACUACGUCCUUGUGACUCCAAACACAAGUCCAACCUAUACUCCAGAAAUUCCGUCGCCAUUAAGUAGCUUAAAUUCCACACAACCGAAAAGUAAGAGAAGGAAACGCAAUUCAAAUCCAAUGGAAAACUUAAUAGUUAUUCAAGAAAAGAAAUUAGAAGUGGAACUCCAAAAGCUUGAACUUGAAAAAGAAAAAGAAAAAAAUCAAGUCGAACUAAAAAAACUUGAAAUUGAAAACCAAUUUGAGCUAAGAAAGCUUGAGCUCGAAAUGCAAAUUGAAAAGCUAAG
Messenger RNA from Rhagoletis zephyria (snowberry fruit fly), 548 nucleotides. RefSeq lists its product as uncharacterized. The record is from RefSeq and is a predicted model, not a curated record. NCBI's taxonomy places the organism in Eukaryota, Metazoa, Arthropoda, Insecta, Diptera, Tephritidae.